Molecule: messenger RNA, 1814 nt
Organism: Microcebus murinus (gray mouse lemur)
Lineage: Eukaryota; Metazoa; Chordata; Mammalia; Primates; Cheirogaleidae
Gene: NPFFR2
Product: neuropeptide FF receptor 2
Biological process (GO): cellular response to hormone stimulus; regulation of adenylate cyclase activity; regulation of MAPK cascade
Cellular component (GO): plasma membrane
Molecular function (GO): opioid receptor binding; peptide binding; neuropeptide receptor activity
Source: RefSeq, a predicted model, not a curated record
AAUUAACUGACUUGAAGCAGAGUAAGGCAAAUCCAAGCAGCUUAUUUCUAUGGGAGCUUUGAAGAUGUGGACACCUCAUCUUGAUCAGAUUAUCGGGAAAGCCAGCGGCAUAUAAAUUAGCCUUAAAAUAAUAAGUGGCUCUUGACAGAUUAUGAUGCCUGAAGGCAGAGGAAGAAGAGUUUUGGAAGGCAGGGGAAAUGUUGCAAACAGAUGGAGAGUAUGCCCAAAGAAGUGAAACAUUGAGUGCAUUAGGACAUAAAACAUAAUAAUUGUUACUUAUGGCACAAAGUGGCAUUCACGUACCUUAUUCAUAACUCGGUUCCGUGCAAAACUUAUGGAUGAUUAUAGAAGGCCCAUUACAAUUCCGUGACAUUUUUAAGUGUCCCUCUUAAACUCAGACACAGAACUUAUGUUCUACUGGUUUCUAAUUGUGUUUCUCUUUUCUGUCUCUCCUUUGUCAAGGUCCAUCAUGAAUGAGAAAUGGGACUCGAACUCUUCAGAAAACUGGCUUCCCAUCUGGAGUGUCAAUGACACAAAGUAUCAUCUGUACUCAGAAAUUAAUGUCACCUACGUGAACUACUACCUGCACCAGCCCCAAGUGGCAGCAAUCUUCAUUGUUUCCUACUUACUGAUCUUCUUCUUGUGCAUAGUGGGCAAUACCUUGGUUUGCUUUAUUGUAAUGAAGAACAAACAUAUGCACACAGUCACGAAUCUCUUCAUUUUAAACCUGGCCAUCAGUGACUUACUAGUUGGCAUAUUCUGCAUGCCCAUAACACUGCUGGACAACAUCAUAGCAGGAUGGCCAUUUGGAAACACGAUGUGCAAGACCAGUGGGCUGGUCCAGGGCAUAUCAGUCGCAGCCUCAGUCUUUACUUUAGUUGCAAUAGCUGUGGACAGGUUCCGGUGUGUCGUCCACCCUUUUAAAUCGAAGCUCACUGUCAAGACGGCCCUGGUGGUCAUCGCGACCAUCUGGGGCCUGGCCGUGGCCGUCAUGGCUCCGUCCGCAGUCAUGCUGCACGUGCAGGAAGAGAAGCACUACCGAGUGAGGCUCGGCCCCCCGAACAAAAGCAGCCCAGUCUACUGGUGUCGCGAGGACUGGCCGACCCUGGGGAUGAGGAAGGUCUACACCACCGUGCUGUUCGCCAGCGUCUACCUGGCGCCCCUGGCCCUCAUCGUCGCCCUGUACGGGAGGGUCGGGGUCUCGCUGUUGAGGACCGCCGCGCCCAAGCGGCGGCAGAGGGCGGCGAGGAUGCUCCUGGCCGUGGCCCUGCUCUUCGCGCUGUCCUGGCUGCCCCUGUGGACGCUGCUGCUGCUGUCGGAGCACGCGCGCCUCCCCGCGCACCUGCUGCGCGCGCUCAACACCUACGCCUACCCGCUGGCGCACUGGCUGGCCUUCGGGAACAGCAGCGUCAACCCCGUGGUCUACGGGCUCUUCAACGAGAACUUCCGCCGCGGCUUCCGGGAAGCCUUCCAGCUCCGGCUCUGCAAAAGGCAAAGGCAAAAGGCAAAGCCCCCGGAAGCCUAUGUCUUAAAAGCUAAAAACAAAGCGGUCGUAAGCUCAUCGGCUCAGCGCGCCCAGGAGCCUGCAUUCCAGAACCCACAGGGGGAAAAUUUGCUUUACAGGAAAAGCAUUGAAAAACCCAGCCAGGAAUUAGUAAUGGAAGAAUCGAGAGAGGCUACCAACAACAGUGGGAUUUAGCAAAAGCUAGUGGGAUAGUCCUGAUUCUACUGUGGGUUAUGUAUUUAAAUACUGAGGCUUUGUCUUUUAAUUAUUUCUGAAAAUGUUCCAAAGAAAACAUUUAUAGAAAGCUCUC